This is a messenger RNA of Xylona heveae TC161, 1623 nucleotides long. RefSeq lists its product as hypothetical. Bases 174 to 1346 code for a protein of 390 amino acids. Lineage: Eukaryota; Fungi; Ascomycota; Xylonomycetes; Xylonales; Xylonaceae. The transcript is spliced from 3 exons. Gene Ontology annotation, cellular component: cytosol. Gene Ontology annotation, biological process: regulation of intracellular signal transduction; cellular response to L-arginine. The record is from RefSeq and is a predicted model, not a curated record.
GUCCUAGGCUCGAUUGUAAGGCAGCUAGGUCACCUUUGUGACAAGGCUGGACAGUCCCCUCAUAAGUCGCACCCAAGAAGGGGACAUACGGCUUUCUUUUUCUUAUUUGUUCCUUCCCUCACAUUGAAGCCUGCUUUUAUCGGGUGCUUCUUCAGAGCUAAAAAGAGGAGAAAAUGGAAGGAUCAUUGACUUUGAUCAACGCGAAAAUCCAGUUUCUUGAAACCCGAUUGAGCUUGAUUCACAUCCCUCUUCACCUGUACUCCAACUUUCUCCAGCCGAUUCUACAGCUCUUACUGCCCAGCGAGAAUGGCAACGGCGCCCGCUUCAGUCCGUCCGGGGAGCGCAACUCUUUUUCCUGGGCCGCGCAGCACACCUUUGUAAAUAUCUCGGUCACACCUAUCGAAUGCUCGGUUGCGUGCUCAAGAGAGUCGGCGGAGGCGCUCUUCAAACCCGUCCUCGAGAGCCUGGAUGCGUCAAGUCGGAACCAAAUCUCCAUUUCGACAGAAGAUUAUGUCGUCUUUCAGGUUGAUGGUGAGGGACUGGAUGCAGGUCAACGAGUGCUGGAGUUGACUACUCCCUUGGCUUUGGCUGGAAUUUCCAUCUUCUUCAUUACGACCUACUUCUCAGACUACAUUCUCGUUCCCCUCAAAUCCAGAGGCCAUGUCAUCUCCGCGCUCGAAGAACGAGGCUUCGCGUUUGAAAACAGCGUCGACGCAUUCGUGAACCAGUCGCACCACCGCAACAUUUCAGGCUCCGGCGCGGAUUCACCAAACCCACCCUCGACCCCUCCGCCGGCAAACGUCAGCGAAUUGCAAACUCGGACUUUUGCCUUGCUGAAGCGCCGCAACGUUGUUCCGGAGGUAGAUCGGGAUCUUCGACUGGUGCAGUGUGCCGGUCGUGGAGAUUUCUGGUCCAGCGGAGUUGUCGGCGGCGCAUCAAGUAGCGAAGGACGUAACGAAACUCAGCUUCUCCUCGGCUUGAUGAAAUGCCUGGUCCACCGACCACGCUUUUUGAGCUUGACGCUUACAGACACGGACCCCGCGUCCCUUUUGCUUGAGCAGCGCCUGCUCAACGAGUUUGGUUCCGAGGAAGUCCUGCUCGGUAGCAAAGAGGACAUUCUUGUUCCCAUCACCCUCGAUCUCAGAGGCCUGCCUCUCGAGGCAACCGGUAUCGUGUGCGGCGUGGCCUCCAAGCUCGUGGGCAACACGGCGCACCAGCUCGAGGAAGCAAUCGACAUGAGCUACCUGAGUACCACGCGUGCCGGUACCGUCUUUGUCGGCGAGGAACAGCUCGCUCGCGCUCUGGAAGCGCUCAAGGGCCCCGAGAAUGGUUUCAUUGCUGAUUAACACCAACGUUUUUUCUCCGGUACACUUACUUCGCGACUGGUCUAACAAAUUUACUUGACGUACUGCCUGGGGCGUCGCGCCCUUGAUGUAUCUGACGUCCGGCCCCGAAAACUCCUUUCUUUUUCUCAUCAUUGCCGAUGUGGAAUUUUGGAUACUACCCUCCACUUCCUUUCCACUUCCCUUUCCACUUUGAUUUCCAUCUCAUACUAUCUACAAUCUCAUACCCAUCUCCACAAAUCUUUUUCCCGCCUUGAACAUUUUUUGGCUCUAUACCCUC